AUGUUAGCAAGGAGUUUCUUUAGUCCACUGGCAGCUAUUCUCAAGGAGAACAAGUUGAUCGGCCUAAACUACGUGGACUGGAAGAGGAACCUGAACAUAAGCCAGCAUGAGAAAUUGGACAUUGCUUAUGAUAUAAUGCAAUCUCUCACUGAAAUGUUUGUUGACAAGAGCAGGCCCGCAAAGCAAGCUGCUAUUAGGGCAAUUAUGAACACUAGGAUGGCUGAGGUUGCAUCUGUAAGAGACCAUAUGCUCAAGAUGAUCUCUUGCUUUAAUGAAGGCGAUACCUUAGGGGUAGACAUAAAUGGUCAGAGCCAAGUGGAUAUGGUUCUUGAGACUUUGACGGAUUCCUUUAGACAAUUCAAGUUGAACUACAACAUGGGGAUGUUGAAUAUGACUCUCCCAAAACUGAUGAAGAAACUCCAAGCGGUAGAGGCCAUCACGGAGCCCCAAAGUACUGUUCAGUUAGCCCAGAGUUCCACCUUAAGACUGAAAUCGAAAGGCGGAAAGGUCAAAAAGAAGGGGAAACAUCAGUGGGAACACUCGAGAGUGCGAAGACAACCUCUUAAUCCUAAGAAGAGAAUCCGGGUGAUAAGUCCCGAGGAAAAUGCUUUCAUUGUUGGUUGA
Messenger RNA from Punica granatum (pomegranate), 624 nucleotides. The record is from RefSeq and is a predicted model, not a curated record. Lineage: Eukaryota; Viridiplantae; Streptophyta; Magnoliopsida; Myrtales; Lythraceae.